Porites lobata is the source of this 17650-nucleotide messenger RNA. The record is from the annotation of a GenBank genome assembly. NCBI's taxonomy places the organism in Eukaryota, Metazoa, Cnidaria, Anthozoa, Scleractinia, Poritidae.
CUUGACUUGUUGGUUUAUUGUCGUAAAAGUUCCUCCUGCAAGCAAUGUUAUAAUCACGCUUUGUUCAAGGUUAGUGACUUGCAAUUGGUAUCAGUAGUUUUGUUUGUUUAAAUAUCCUCCUCAAGCUGGCAAAAAAGGGGAUUAAGUACGUGGAAGUAUCACAAAGAGUACAGAAGAAGAAAAGUGGAAUUAUUUCCUCCUUGUGCCAAUGCUAUAAGAUAACAGUGAAAAUAAUUUCAAUUUAGUUGAACAUUCAAUCUUUUUUUAAAUAAAUUUUUUUACAUUAGCUGAAGUCGGUAACAUCAAUAACCUCGUGAACGAUUCCGUGCCUUUUGCGUUUUCUGAGCCAUUUUGUUUGACAUUUGUUGUUGAUUCAAACAGCGGAACUUUACAUUGCGCCUAGCUUUCAAUUAGUAGAUGCAAACUAAGACAAUUUCAACGCACCGUUUAAAAAGCAAAAUGAAGUUGUUUGAAAAAGCUAGAGAUCCUUAUAAUAUGUUUCGAAUGCAACAGAAAUUCUUAUUUAAGAACUAACCUAGAGGUCAAAAAGGGUCCCAUGUUUGUGUUUUUUUGGUGUCAAAUUUCCCGGUUCUUUACCACAUGAAAAUUUGCUGAAUCUUAUUAAUGCAUCGAAAACGAAAAACGGCUUUACAUUAACCAAACUCGUGACAAAACAUACUUUUGACGUAACCUAUGCAUAUUUUCACAACGGUGUCGACUUUAGUCGAGGAAUAUUGCUACUUAGCUGGGUUUAAACGCAAGAAAACAAGCAAUAAACCGAUAGUAUUUUGAGAAUAUUAUUACAGUGAAGAUGCGUUUCCUGGCAGCAGGAUUCUAUGUUGGUCAGUCACCGUUUAGCAGAUAAUCGCACUUCUAUCGCCAGCUUUUGAAAGAAAUGAAUUCAUAGCCUCUCUUUAUGAACGUUCCUUUAUUACGGACAGUUCUCUUGGUUCCAUGUAAAGAUAUCAAACCUCAUACAAUUCCUAUUUCCAUAAUACGGACAACUAUGUAAUGCAGUACGUGGGGUCCCUAGUUUAAUUCCACAAUUUUCAGUGCGGUUUCACUGUGCUAAACUUGGUUGUUUUAUUUACUUUUUGAUCAUUUUGUUUUCUUUUGUUUUUAAAUUUUCUGACUUAGCUUCUCUUUAAUUCAUACUGUGUUAACAUUUUAGCGAGUGGAAAUUCGGUACUCACAGUAGCAGGCAGUUUGCUAAUCAUUGUAAAUUCGGCAUAUAGACAGAAAUUACAACGCUGAAAUCAUAUUUUGGCGGUUAAAUUCUAUAUAUCAAAUUGUAGGUAUGUUUCAAGUAAUUCCUAGAAUGGUUGAACUGUCUUUGGUAAAGAAUCUAAUAAAAGUUAAAAGGUCUGUUUGCAGUAAUACUUUGUUACUCGCUCACCAUGGUAACGAAAGAACGAACUUAAAAAUAUACUGAAAUUAAAAAUAUUUUCCUUGUGCUGUGGUUUAAACAGGUUUUAGGAAUGAAAAAUGUAAGUAUAUCGUAGAUUUAGCCAGACCUGAAAGGUUUUUAAGCGUUUCCUCGCUGGACACAACCAAACACGGCGGUUUUUAGUAAACAGGGGCAUGCCUACAUAAAGGUUCGAAAGAGCAAAUCAGAUUACCGACUAAAAAUUUCUAAACCUCAAUAAAGGAGUAACAUUUCUGAAUAAUCAUUCCACUGGUCUAAGAUAUUCGGAGUUUGGGUUUUCUUUUUUACAAUUUAUCCCCAAGAAGUUGCCAUUACUGUUAGAAUUGAAAAGUGCUCUCCUGCAAACUCCACUAUAAAGACAAAGCGUCCCCUAGCAUCUUGUACUGCAAGAAUGGCUAUUCUGUUUCCUCAAACUUUAGACAGGAACCAUCAGAGCAGCUUACACUUAAAGAGACAAACUGGAUGUAAAACUGUGUCUAUUUUCACUUCUUCAUGUAAUUAUUUUCCAUUCGAAGUUAUGAGAACGCUUAGGUCUUGCGCGCGUUAUAAAAAACCCAUACACAUAACAGUCUUUAAAAGUUUGUAGUAUAUUGUUACAAAAUAAAAUGAAGUUUUGACCGUUCGAGAAUGGAUUUUUAAGGGAGCUUUGUCAUGAGAGUUAAUUCAAACAAUGGGAACCGCCACCAAACUGACUGAAACAUAAAAAUACAGUGGAACCUCUAUUAAGCGGACACCUUCAGGACCUUCUUAAGUGUCCGCUUAAAGGGCAACUCUCGGGAAAAUUACCCCUGUUUUUUAAGUUCUCUAUGGUUUCCUAAUGGCAUGUUAUGUCUCUCUUUGGUGAAAUUUCGGAUAUAUCUGCGAAACUUAUUUUUUUAUAAUUUUUCGAAAACUCGAUUUUUGCCGCCAUUUUGAAAACAUUCGGAUUUCAGGCUAGUCGCGUGAUUUUACGUCACACGUGUGGAACACGGAUUGCCUAGUGAAGAUUAUAAGAGAAAAACGCACCAAAUUUCUCUUGCAAAUAAAGGAGAAAUAGAGCCUCUACUGUCAUAUUAACGUUCAGGAAAAGCAUUUCGAUGAUGGUUCCAAAUUUUAAAUUUACACGGGCAUCAGAUGCGGGUGAUUUAGAUUCUUUGCUGUAUUUUUUUUUGUUAGGAUAUUUUUGAAGUCGCGUGAGACAUUCAUCGACCCGAGGUCAAUAAUUGUAAACAGCUAAGCUCCUAAUCUGCUACGUAUAAUACAAAGAACAUCUUUCCUAUAGCAGAUUUAAAAUUCUGAUACAACCAUUAAUGUUACCUGAUGGGUGUUGAUGCCCUUCAUUCCUCGACAACGACUUAAUUUUUUCCCGAGAAAUACUCGCAUCUUUGAAGAGAACUCCGUCACAGACCGCCGUACCGGCCUGAUUCUAUACCGCCUUUUGUGUUUUCACUUAAGUGUGUUGUUCUCUUGUCUGAAAUCUGCAGGUUCCAUCCAUUUAUCUUUGCUUCUAAACACGCGAAAUAAAACUCACUUCUCGCCGAAAAUUGCGACUUUAUGAUCAUCAUUUUGAAUGUAGUUAUUCGAGAUGUGCUCUCUAGAUUGUAGCGUCAUUCCAUUGCAAAACCUGCACACACGCUAAAAUUACAUGUAAUGGGCCUUUUAAGGAUGGAAAGAAAUGAAAACAGUUCAAAAAAAGUUGAUUAAAAUAGGAUUGCUUCAUUAUCUUUAGUGGUACUUUGUACCCGUCCUACCCGCGAACACUGUAAAACUGCCUUGAUAGCCACAAGUGUCACGCUUCUUUUGCAAUACUUCCCUUUGGGACUUCUCACAAGAAAGGAGAAAAGAAAUUAUUAACCCGUUUUUAAAUCCCCGACGCAGUACUUUUGGAAAAUUCCAAAGAGAAAAAUGCGAUCCAUAACGGGAGUGAAAAAGGAGAAAGAACUAGGCAAGGUUCCUUCAGUAUGAACCUUUUUAUUGAAGGUUAUGGCUCAAGCACCAUAACUGAAGUCUUUGCUGGCUAUUAAGAAAAUUCAAGGGCUUUAAAAAGCUACAUGUUGAACCUGCAACUGAAUACCCCUACACUACUUGCUGCAUCCAAAGAGAGGCCCAACAGAGAUAAGGCAAUGGGUUCUUUCGUUAGCAGAUAAAAUCUUUCCAGCCUUGUCAACUAAAGAAGGACUACAAUACCUUGCAAUGUUUUGAUUCUUUGUAGUUUAGGCUAAGCUAGGUCACUACUGCAAUUAGUGACUUAGAUGACCAUGCACUGUAUGGUCCACUUAAACUGUGACCGGUUUUCUUUGUUAUUAUUGCCUUAUCAAUUAAAAUAUGCAAGAUGGAAACAAUCCAUUUGUGAAUUCUAAUUUAAAAAUGAGGAUUUCCCAUUAUAACCUAAAGAUAUACAGCAAUGAACAAUGAAAUACCAUUUUACUAUUAAGAUAUAAAGUUUCAACUUGUACAUUAUUUCCCAGUUAACAAUCACACCUGCUGGAAAAAAAAGGGUGACAUCAGUAUUAGUCAAACAAUAAUCCGCAAUUAUUAUUCAGAAGCUGUGAGCAAAUAGUCGAGAAGAAUUAUGUAUUUCCCACACACUGACACCAUUGGACUUUAAAAGAUCAUGUAGUCUUAUAGAUUUUUUAGUUCCAACAAUUAUUGUUGACAUUGUUUGCUGGGUAGAAAUCAUUUUAAUGGCAACAAAGUUGCUCCAGGGUUCUCAGUAGAAGGCGGCACCCGGCGAUUGAUCGCCGCUUACUUUGGGAUUUAUAGCCGCUUACUUUGUGUUUAAGUCGCUUUUCUUUGCUUUGUUUUGUUCUUCUUCAAGUUUGCUUGAGUUGUUUCCGAAUCGCUCUUUCGUUUCUUGCACGACUGUGAUCCAAACAAAACCGGAUCGAUGAACGCCAUUUUACUAGACUCCAGGCCUUCACGGUGGAACAUUGUAACAAGUCCGUAUGUUCCAAAAUGGCGGCCAAGCGUCGCCACGUGGUGCAGAAAGAACUUACUAGUUUCUUUGGCUUCCCGCAAAGCGCAUCGAAGAAAGCUAAAGGUAAGUUUAAAAUUUUACUGUGCCUUGAUAUUGAAAUAUUAAUUUUAAUUCCUUAAGUGCCAGGACAAAUUUUUUAUCACUCUGAAAGCCGACGUAUAUGAUAAGCCGUCAAGGCCUUACAACAUCAUGUACUAUUAAUAAAGUUUUUCAGUUUUUUCAUCACUGUCAUUAUAGUUGUUUUUAUUUCCUGGAACAAGCCUUACAGCAUUUUAUUUUUCAGGCAUAGAACCUGAGCCCCCACCAACCCCAACAAAUGUUGAAGAAUGUGGUGAGCCUUCAAGUAUUUACAGUUCUUCUUGUGCUGCUGGUUCCCCAAGCAUGGAAAGUUCUUCCUCAAGCAUUUCUCGACCUCUUUCAAGCAGUGCCAGUGGUUGUUCUUUACCAAACCCAGUUUUAUCCAAGCCUGUUAUAGAACCAUGUGAGAUGAGAAAGUUAAUCUCUGAUACGUUUGACUUUGUUGAUGACAUUUCUUGUGCACAUCACUCAUAUUAUCACUGCCUUGAGCAAAAUUGUCAAAGUGUUAGCAAUUCAGAUGCAAGUUUAUUUCAUGGAAAGAAAGAUAAAUUCCAGCACAAAUGGCUCUCUGAUAAAGAGCUCACAUACUGCCACCAGACUGGAUUUUUUUGGCUUUUAUAUGCUGAAGGCAAGGGAAUGUACUGCAUUCUCUGCUCCAAGCACAAAACAAGAAAUAAACAAAACCAGGCUGAUAUCUUUACCGGGAAACCUGGAACGAGAUAUAAGAAAUCUGCAUUAAAAUCACAUGCUGACUCUGAUCGUCACAAGGCAGCCAUUGAAGCAGAGCUACUGCAGAAAAAUUCUCAGUUUGCUAAGGACGUGGCAGAUAGAGCUGCUAAGGGAGACAAGACUAUGUUCUCUGCUUUUAUGUCAGCAUAUUGGCUGGCAAAACAUGAAGUGGCCAACUCCAAACUUUUGUCCCUUCUUAAACUUCUUGAAACAUCUGGAGUAGAGCAUAUGAAAUAUUUUUCAUACAAAGGUGAGGAAACACUUCGUGAUAUUUUUCUAACAAUUGGUGAAGUAAUCCAAGAUACAAUCAUAUAGCAAGCAACUCAAGCUGGAUGCUAUGGUAUUUUAAUGGAUGAAGUAAGUGAUAUUUCAGUUCUGGAAUUAUUAGUAACUUUCAUACAGUAUGUUCAUGACGGGGAAGUGAAAACAAAUUUCCUUUUUGUUGAAGACCUCCUCAAGGCCUCCAGCUCAGCUGAUGCAAACACUAUCUAUACAGUUGCCACAACAAAGCUUUUGUCUCUCAAACUUGAGCUGAAUAAACUGGCAUCAAUUGUUACUGAUGGAGCAAGUGUGAUGACGGGCCAUAAAUCAGGUGUUGCUGCACUUUUAAAGGAAAGAGUUAACAAGUCCCUCAUCAAUGUUCAUUGCUUAGCUCACCGUCUUGCUCUUUCAUGUACAGAUACUGCAAAGGAUAUAAAGUAUAUCACUACAGUUCAAAAUUGGAUGAAGCAACUGUGGAAAUACUUUGAGAACUCUCCCAAAAGAACAGAACUUUACCUAAAAGUUCAAAUUGAAGUGAAGAAAUUGAGUGUGUCAGACAAGGUUAGCAAGAAAGCUCAUAAGAAAUUGAAGAAAGCUUGCCCAACGAGAUGGCUUUCCUUUGAUGCUUCAACACAAGCAGUGUAUGCUGAUUAUGUAGCUAUUCUCAUUACUCUCUCAGAGUUAUCAGCAAGUGAUGCUACUGCUAAAGGUCUUCUACAUGAAAUAAGAACAACCAAAUUCUUGCCAACAGUGUACAUUUUGAAAGAAGUUCUCCCAGAGCUCUCAAAAUUGAGUAAAACUUUUCAGUACAGCAAUACCAAUUUCUCAACCGUGCAAUCAUCUGUUGACUACACAAUUGACAGGUUGAAGAAAAUUAAGAAGGAGAUGACUCCACUCAAGAAUGUUAAAGCUGAUUUGGAUCCUGUUAAUGGAAGACUUCAACUCAUCUCUGCUGUGCAACAGGACACAAGUAACCAACCAAAUACUUGUGACGAUUCAGCUAAGCCAUCAUUGAUACAGAAGUUGUCAGAGCUUAGACCACUAGAAAUGAACCAGGGAACAGAGAAGCAGCUGUCCGACCUGUUAUCCAAGUACAUCACAUGUUUAGUAUCCAACAUCAAUGACAGAUUUCAGGAAUCCUUGCCUGUUGUGAGUGCAUUUCAAGUCUUUGAUCCAUUGCUAGUUCCAGAUGUUGGAGGUGUCGGUUUUUCUGACUAUGGUGAGAUUGAUGUGAAAACAAUGGCAGACCACUUUUAUUCAGAAUCUGCUGUGAAGGCUACCCAGUUGAAAGACGAGUGGAGAAAAUUCAAAUAUGAUCUUGCAAACUGGAAGAAGAAAGUCCCAGAGGAACUCAAGCCCAAGAAGAAGACAGCUCAUGCACAAUCAACAUCUUGUACAGAAGGGACAACUGCCACCUCAGGAAUGCAGCAGCAGAAAGAGCAGGCUAAGAAAAAGCCAGAAGUUAAGAAGAGACAGCAAUCGUCAACAGAGUGGUGUAUGCAAAGGCUGAUUACCUUGAAACAAGGACUUCGGUUUGAAUUACUACCACAGAUCGCAGAAAUUGCAAGUUCUUUGCCUAUGUCAAAUGUCUGGCCAGAGAGAGGGGCAAGCUGUUUAAAGAGGUUGAAGACAAGGCUCAGAAGCCGAAUAAAUGUUGACAUGCUUAAUACUUUGAUGCUAAUCUCAAUCAAUGGCCCUGGCCUUUAUUCUCCUGAAUGUAAUGAAUUGAUUGAAUCAGCUGUUCUUCUGUGGAAUAACAAGAAAAACAGAAGGAAACUCCCUCCUAAAGUUCCUGUUGAUACAGAAUCAACUGUUUUUGUGGCAGUUCCACAUUCAGUUGAUUCAGCUUGUCAGACAGAAGCUUGUGAGACAGAGAGUACUCAGGAGGAUUCUUUUCUCAAUCAACAAUCCAUUUCUGAUGAAAGUGAUGUUAUAUUGGCAUUGGGUCUAUCUCGGGAAGAGAGUGAAUGUGAUUCUGACUUUUAUUCCGACUCGGAGUUUGACUAACUUCAAUUUCAAAAUAGAACAUGCAAACAUCAGCAAAGGUAAGGCUAGUAACUUUAUUGUACUUCUCAGCUUCAGAUAACGCUUUAUACACUAACAGGUAUAGGCAUGCAUUCUAGGAAUAUUCCGGACCGGGACCUUAGAUGGUUUGCUUUGACACCUCUGGCUUUGAUGAAGAGCCUCCUACUUUAUCAGUGAUCACCUCCUACUUAAAAAUCUAUUGAGAACCCUGUUGCUCUAGCCCAGUCUUCCAGUGGUGAAAAAUUGCAUCAUAUUUUAUAUACAGUAGGGUUAUUUGCAAUACAUGGUAUAUUUAUUCAUCUGGGCCCAGUUGUUCGAAGGCCGGUUAGCGCUUAACCCGGAGUUAAAUUUAACCCUGGUUUCUUUUUCUGGUGUUCAAAAGCAUUUUCUCAGAUAAUUUUCUCUCUUAUUUUUAGAGCUUCCAAUCAUCAACUUGUGGACAAAAAGAAUUAAAACUGAAUUGCCUUUUAAGCUUUCAGAUCUUAAUUCAAAUCUCGCACUAACCCUGGGUUAUCUUAACCCAGCUUUGAACAACUCGGCCCUGCACAAUGGAAUCCUGUGAACUCCAUCUCAUCCUCCAACCUUUCAGGCUCCUGGAAAUGAGGUCUUAUGCACUUAACUGCACAGGAAUCAAGGACGGUAAUGUCACUCCUGUGUCCCUGCCAAGGGAGCCCCAGUAUCACCUUACCAAUUGCCUGUAGGCAAUGUACCUGCUUUUUUUAUGAUCUGAUUCUUCAUAUGCUGAGGCACCAUGCUGCUGCUUGUAUUGCCAUGCAGCUCGUAACACCCAGUAAUUCAGGCAAACUGCCUGGAAUCCUGCGUGUUCCACUAUGCUCCUCUAGGAGGCUCCUCCAUAUUUUUAACUUCAACUGCCUCCAAAUAUUUACGUUUUACAACAGCCACCUCUUGGAAGCAGAUAUUUUCCCCCCAUCCAAUAGUAGUUAUUUUCUUUAGUCAUAAAUAUUGAACGUCGGUUAAUGGAGGGCAACAGACAGGUGUUGAAUAUUGACCUUUUCAUUCUGCACCCAGAAAAUUAUCAAACUGCCAUAAGUCAAGACAGAGAAUAUUAUUUCAAUUUUGAGCUUAUUCACUCUUUAACGUUUAUGGCUUCAUCAUACUAUCUCCUGCCCAUAACCACAAAAUAGUUUCAAAUAAGUACACGUUUUCAGUACUGGAUGUAUUAUAAUAGAAGUUCCUGCAGUUAUAUCUCAUCAAAUGCAAUAUUAUUGUAGUUAACAUAACCAUUGUUGUGCUCCAGACAAAAACUUAAGUGAAUACGACAUGUCCCAACCUCGAAAAUCAUAUACUGGGGAGCAGAAACGUUUUAUGCAAGCAGUUAGUUCACAUGGGUAUGGAGGUGUAUCUCAUCCCAACUUUAAAUUGUCUUAAUAAUAACAUCAGGAUACACAGAAGCUAGAAUAAUAACUUCUGAACCAAAUUCAUUGACAGAGCAAGACACAGUAAAAGUAAGUGAACGACUUGUAGGAAAACAACUGACUGUACAGAGCCUUUCAGUUAUUAUGUAUAACAAUCUGUAUAACAACAAAAGAGACAAAUUUUAAAGUGCAAGCACUCCACGAGUCGAGCAUGAGCGGCUGUCAAGGGGCAAAGAUAUGGAAAUUUAUUUGCGUUGCAGUCAACGAAUUACGAGAGCGUAGUUAUUGUUUCCGAUAUAAAUCACUGCUUUUUGUAAAACCAGGAUUAAAGCAGAAAUUAAAAAAAAAACUACACUGAGACAACUUGCCCAGAUUAUCAUUUCCAGUAGUCGUUAGAAGGGGAAGGUCCGCUUUCGACUACUUGUACAUUUGAAAACAAUGAUCUAAAAUUAUAAACGCUGCGUGUUUAAUUAGUCCUUUUCCUUUUACAAUUUGAAGCAUUCAUAGCAUUGAUGAAAUCAAGCGAUUUACGGAUCGCUCUGUACACAAGAAUUGUUCAAAACCAUCUAGGCACUCACCAUUCUUCACUAUCGAGAUCGCAGCGGGCGAGUGGUAGGCUCGAUGUUUUCUGGCGACGCACGAACUUCAUCAGCUUCGGACGAUCUUCCAGGCGGCUCAAAACGCCACGCCGGGGUUGAAUUUCCGUGAAGGGCUGCCCUAUACUUCGCAUUCUAAAAGUUUUUCUACAACCGAAUAAUCGGACAAAGAGGUAGCGCUAUCACUUGAAGAACUACAGUGAGCCAUAUUCGAGAUCAUCUGUUGUUCCACACCUGUGACGUCACGUCACGUGAUAGGAAAAAACGAAGCGUUAAUGGCGGAAGUUCGAGUAAGCGGCAAAUUUAACCCUUUGAAUCUCGAUUUCUGAGCCAAAUAGAUCGCUGAAGAUAUCUUUCUUGAUGGUAUUACAAUGAGAAAAACAUUUGCAAGGUUUUUCUGAAAAAUGUCCUACGCGAGAGUUGCCCUUUAAUAGACGGUGUCCGCUUAAUAAGGGUUGUAAAAAUUGCGCAAUCGUUGUUAACCAUUCAACUGUUACUCUGUACUGUGAUAAAGUUGCAUGUUGUUAAAGAAGAGAAAUCCAGAGUUCAAGUUCAUUGCCUUUUAUUACCAACUUUAAUUUGUUUGUAAAUGCAAAAACAUUAACUGGCUUCAGUCAAAGUGAGUUGUAUCACGUCAGUUGAUGAUAUUAUAUUCUGGUUAUUGAUCUGAUUGGUCAAUUGCGUCGCGACGUUAUUGGUCGUCUGUCGGUUAAGCCGUGAUGUUAUUGGCUAUGAAGACUCGUAAUCAGUAAUUGGUGCGUUUCGAUCCGUCUAUUGUCACAGUUAUGCAGUCGUCUAUUGUUAGUCAAAUUGUCAGUUCUCCAGUCGCUUUCUUGUAGUUAGUUUUGCUUGAUCUCGUCAAUAAGUCGUUUGUACGGCGCUGGUAACAGAUUCAGUGGUGUUUGUUCUAAGUUAGUAAACCAGCUUUCUAAAGUAAGACGUUGAUAGUAGUCUGUAGAAUACGUUAUACAUGUCGCAAAGUCCCAGUCAAUUUCUUUAAAGACCAUCAACUGACGUGAUACAACUCACUUUGACUCUGAAGAUGACUACCGCACAGGUUGUCGAAACGUCAGUCACUGUCAACAACAACAGUCCUAUUCAGGACUACGUUCAGCCGGACGAUCAAACUCAACCUACUUUUGAAAUGACUCCUGGGUUCAAACCUUUCACACUUAUUAAAUUGCCUGAAAGGUGAAUGGGAUGUCCAGUUGCUAAGGUACACCCUUACGAUGAAACCGAGCGAAAAAGGCGACAUAGCCCGGUCACACGAUCAACCUGAACCUGUUUGUUGUUUGUAAGCUCCAGGCGCUACCUCCACGUGGAGGACACUUUCUAGCGUCAGAGAAUAUCCAUAUAGUUUUCCUUCGAGCACACCGGAUACAGGAAACUCAUCAACUGUAGCAGAAUGACAUUCCUAAACGGCCACAAAGAAAGAGUUUUGGAUUUCUCACAGGCUUUCCUCUCAAAGGAAAGACUAUGCCUGAAACACUUACCUGUAAUAAGUGGUAAUCCUUGGGCGUGGCCAAACUGGUAUGGAAUGUUCAAAGCUUAAGUACAUGACCAACAGCUUUCAAGAACAGAGAAAUGGUCUACCUUAAAGCAUAAGUUAAGGAAACUGCCAAAAAGGUCAUAGCAGGAAUGUUUCUUGAUGGUACAUUCGUAAGAAAAGGCCAUUACAGAGUUGACUCUACUGGAAACCCCACCCAUAUUUCAAAGUCACUAAUUAAUGAGUUUCUUAAGAUAUCAGCAUUUCAUGAUAAAAAUUCUUUAAGUUUGAGAUAGUUUUUUAGAAACUUGCACAAUAUUGUGAGAACAUUGAAGACCUAUGAUCAUGAAGUAGAUUUGCGAUCAGCAGCUAAUAUGGAACAGAUUGUUACAACACUCGCUAUUGCUAUAAGGUGAAGCCGGCGAAAGUUAAACGAAAGGUAGAGCUUCAGACAAAGGAAGUUGACGUUAACGAAGCAGGUGAGUGGCUGGAAACAGUGGCUCAAGUCCAAGAGAUAGCGCUUGGUCGUGCAAGUACUAAAGAGAAUCCUGAACAAGAGAAACCCUAAGUCAAAUUAUACCCCCAAAAAGUGGUUUCAGAACAAGAAGGAUGCGCGGAAUUAAAUUUAUGCAAAUUCACGAGCUAAAAAAAACGUUUUUAGUGCAAAGAAGAAAAUAAACUGACAUCGUGUAAAACUUACAAGGAAUGAACUCUGAAUGAAGGAUGGGAAUUAGGGAAGAAGUUGGUUUUGUGUUUUUGGUGCCUCUAAGGUGGACAUCGAGAUGAAGGGUGCUCAUUAAAAGAAACGUCGAGUGGAGGGGUGUGUCCCACCCACAACUUCAUGCAGCCAUAGAGCCACCUCAGUUGAACCUGUCGGCUAAGACAUUACAUCCCUAGCAAGGAGUUACAGGAUAGACUUCAGCAACUGGGGCACCAACGUAUCACUUGAACUGUAGAGUGAAGUCUACCACACCCUGCAGAUGAAAAUGGUAAUUUUGGAGGGGAAAAACGGGAUAAAGAUCAAAGCAAACGGCUUGGUUCUGGGUCUUCUACCUCAAGGAGGAGAUCGCUGAUAUAUUGGGUUUGAACGCUGAGUGUAGACCACUACGGUUUGUUGUUUCAGAGUGACGUCGAUUGUGACGGAUAGCAAAAACUGUAAAUGUUCGCCCAGAGAGUAGAUAGGAGCGUUAAAAAGCACGUAUUUCUGUGGUGGACAACCCCAAAAUGUGUGAAAUGACAGCAGUUGAUUGGUACCCCAAUGCAAGAAAACUAGAUCAUCUUCGCAUUGUGUAGAUCAUAAAGCCUGUUGAACACGGAGAAGUUAAGUUACUGACUGGAACUAAUCAUUAUAAGGAACUCCUUCUACCCCUUAAACAUCACAUAGUAAACCGGUUGAGCCUGUAGGGGCAAACAUACCACUCGGAUGAUUAAUCAGUUGGACAUGUGUCGUCGGAAGUAGCAAACGAAUGCCAUGUUGCUAUCCAUGUCUACACAUUCCCUGCACCUUUUACUCCGAAAAUGAAGGUCAGUGAGCUGAUGCGGAUGAUUUAGGAUGAAGAGGUGGUGGGAAUCACUGAUCGAAACAAGCCUUUGACAGCAGGAGAGGUGCCUGCUGCCCGCAAAGUUGACAGAAUCAAGGCGUUAUAUGCUGAGGGGCGCUGUUAAGUGGCUAUUCCAUGGAAGGACAGUAAACCGCCGUUAUACUGCAACAGACAGAUUUUACUUGAUGCGAUGGCCGGACGUUGCUGAGAAAUACUGGAGGUGAUGGAAGCAAAUGAAUCCAAAGGUUACAUCAGGACGCUGGAGGCAGGAGAAAUUGAUGAUGGCCUAAUUGAAAGUUGGGUACCUACCUUAUUUUUCUGUAAUGAGAGAAGACAAAGAGACUACCAAAAGGGAGGAUAGUUUUCGAUUCAGCAACCAGAUAUGGCAGAAUAAGCCUUGAUGAUACCAUGUUGCCUGGACCUUAACUGCAACAGGACGUUUUUGAUGUUUUUGACGUUUCGCAAUGAUCCUGUAGCCCUGGUAGCAGAUCUGACGGAAAUGUUCUCACAAGUCACCACUGCAAAGGAAUACAGACUGUACUACCGCUUCCUGUGGAGAGGGUUAGUCCCCUCGAGACCUCUGAAAGUCUAUAAAGCAAUAAGAUUGACGUUUGGCGACCGCGCCUCACUUUACCUUACCCAGUACGUUGUUCGGAAACGUGCAGAAGAUAACCGAAAUGACUACCCGCUCGUAGUAGCCAUGGUCCCUGACAAAUGUGCGUGGAUGACAUAAUGACUUCCUUGGAGACUAAAGAUGAAGCUCGAGACCAGCUUAGAGAGCUGCUCGGAAAGGCAGGCUUUAAAAUACGGCGUUGACUUUGGAGGUUUAUAUGGGGAAGAAGCACACUGUAUUAAAAUGGAGCAAGCUAGACGUCGAUGAAUUUAAAUUAAAGCAGGAAUUUUUGCAGGGUUGUCAGGACCUCAAUCCCUCCCUAGUAAUAAAGCAUACAAAACAAACACCAGGCUAUAAGCGAAGAGUGGCUAAUAAACAUAAAGAACAUGAACACCGUAAGCUUGUUGUUUACUGAACUCGUGUUGUGGUCUUUGAACUAUUGUUUCUUCUCUGAACCACACUGAAAAUUUCACUAUUGUGUCUUCGUUGAACUGCGCUGAAAUCAUUGUUGACCUCACACUCAAGAAAGAUUGCUAAUAUUAUUAGACGAGGAGAAAUAUACAUGUUGUUAUUGAUUUGUGUGUCUCUACUGAACCCAAGUUGCGGUCACUUAACUGUUUGUUUUUACUAUACUAUACACACAAUAGCAAGACUAAUUUGAAUUCUGCAGAAGAUGCGACUCGAGAGCCACACGCAAAGGUCCUGACAAUUGAUUGUCACUGGAUCAUUGCACCUGAGUUCCUGUAUGAGCAUGAAGAUGACUGGCCUCAAGGAAAAUGUAUAGUUUAUAAGGAGCGUUCAGAAUAGUGUCUAGCUUAGAUUGUCACCCCAAAGAUGACCUUUAUGUUAGCGGUUUUACUGCCAUUGGUUGAUACACUGAAGUACGCUUGUUGGAACCGACUUUAAAAAAGUUAAAGUGAACAGUGGGUGAAACAAGCACAACAGUACGUGGGAAAGAUUUCCUGAAGAUACGAUAAAUUUGAUUGCAGGUAAAAAAGUCAGAUGGCAGAGCCACUUGAAACUUCUGACUCUGUCUUUGUCCACCUGUUGUUAAAUUGUAUUGAGAAUCACUCGACCAAUAAAUGAAUUUGCACUAAAUUUGUUGAUAGCAAAUAAGUCGCAAAAACCCGCAAACAUAGGAGUAAUUUGGCCCGUUGGAAUUUUUUAUUGUUUUCAUGCUCAGGAAAAGUUAAAAAAAUAUUCCCGGGGCAAAUACAACAGCUGUUCUCGUAUACUGCAAAUCAGUCCACUUGAGGCGACCACUAUCUUUACUAUGUUUUUUCUAUUGCAGAUGUCAAUGCAAGGAAGAAUUUUGCUUGUAUUAAUUUUGGUGUCAGUGUGGACAGUUACAGGCAAGUAAAAUUAUGAUUGCUUUGUAUUGUCAUCUUUUACGGUUUUUUCUUUUCUCUGUUAUGUAUUAACAAACCACCUAGAGGUGUAGCACAAAACAAUUCAAAAGCAAAGUAUGGGCAAACACAUUUUUAGUGUAAAUGAUAAUAAAUAUGCAAGAAUUAAUUUUUCGCUGAGAAGCAAAAUGUUGAGGUUAACUUGAAACGUUCUAAGGCAAUCGAAAUGCUGAAAUUGUUGUUAUAAAUUAUUUAUUAAAACAUCACUCCAUGUCUGCUUAUAUCCUUGUAUAUUAAUGCAUCCUUCCUUUUUGAACAGGUUAUUGUAAUUUAACGAAUGAAAGAACAGGCCACUGAGAUAAAACAGGGGGUCAUCAUAACGAAUAAUAACCUACUGUUCCAUUUCAAUGGCCACAAUAAUAAGCUGCUGGUUCUAAAACAAUGGAAAGGUGCAUUCAAUCGGAUAAUGCCCUGGCUCUUCAGCCUUCUGCGGCUGCUUUGUAAGAAGGCCUCGGGCUCAAGUAUUAUCCUGUAUAUAUUACAAUGCAUCUUUACAUAAUGUAUUACUAACCUGUUUUUACUGUUUUCUUCAAAAUUUGUAAGAUAAUCUAGGACGGUUUACCCUGUCCAUUCAUAUAGCUCCGUUACUAAAUCUCACGGCUUUCCUUACUCGCGUAACUUUCAGAACCUCGCCUUAAACCAAACAAGCUUCUUGAUUAAGCACUAUAUUUUUUAUCAAAAAUGUUCUUAAUUAUUAAAAUAAGAGUCUUUUAUUAGAGUCUGUUAAUUUCCCGUAUUCUGAAAACGUAAAACCGACAAAAAUUUGCAUUCAGCUACAGUGAAUCCAUAUUUUGUGCCAUUCGGCUCAGAAGUUGCAUUUGACUCUUUGCAGCUGAGUUUUAAUGUUCCUCAACCAAUCUCCUUACCAAUGGCGGUGUGUACAGUUACUUUUUAUAGAACUAACACUCAGACAAACAAAUGAGUCUUAAGUCAUUAAAAUAUAAUAUUUGUCUGACUCUCACAAAAAGGAAACAAGUGAAACAAACAUUGCAAACAUCAUUUGUCUUUCUGUAACAGACCCAGUGAAACCCUAUCUAGUGACGAAUAGUUCGUUUCUACCCGAAUAAUUUUUUGCCCCCCCCCCCUCCCCCACCACUUUCUAUUGUGGCUUCUACAAAAUCAGUGUAUUUUGUUAUUCAUAUUUGUUUAAAAGAAGCAAAACUAUAAAACAUAAUUACGAUUGACAAAAAAAAAAGGGUUUUCAAAGGUUUCAUACCGGUAAAGAUGUAGGGCCUGUCACCCCUUUUAGGUUUUACGAGAGAUACAAAACUAAGAAGAAAACCGCAGUGGAAAAUAAACCAGCCCGGUGACGUUUUCUACGGUAAACCGGUGAAAAUAUGGAUUUUACUGGGUAUGUUAAAAAGGGUGUUCAUGAUCAUCAGAUAUGAUAGCGAUCAUAAUAAUCCGGCUUCUCAGUAGUGCUAUGGAACUGAAGAGAAUUCUUAUCAGUUAUAACGUGUUAAGCGUUAAAAGUUAGCCUGUCAAGAGAGUAAAGUUUGUGAGUUUUUGUUUUAAAUAUUGAUUUUCGCACUUCUAUUUCCAGUUGUCAACUCUGAAGCAUGUUCCUUUUCUCUUAACGGAUCCAGUGGGUUCAUCAGCGUUAGCAGUGCAACCAAAAAAUUCACGCAUUGUACGUGGAUCAUCACAGUACCAUCCAACCACACCGUCAAAGUGAUAUUUCGUCUAUCUGGAUAUUAUUCCUGGGAUCAACCCAAGAUCCAAGUCUAUGACGGAAAAAGGAAAAAUGAUACCGUACUGGGAGUUUUUACUGGAAUAAGACAGCCCUUCCUCAUAAAAACAAGUGGUCGAUUCAUGAUGUUGACUUUAAAAAAGAAGUAUUGGUUUACCCCCUGUAUCUUUGAAGGAACGUAUUACACGAGAAAAGGUAAGCGAUAGUAAGUUAUCAAAACGACAAAAUAAGAACUCAAUAAGAAUGCUAGUUAGCUCAUCAUUAAAAUGGACCGCGGGUCGCGGAUUGUAUGUCGCCGGUGCGGGUUUGAUGUCGCGGAUGCGGGUCGAAGGUCGGGGGGCGGGUUUCGAUGUCGCGGGUGCAAAAUGAGUUUGCGUGAAAUUCACGUUAGAGUUCGAGGUAAAUGACUAAAAACGAUUAUAACAAACCGGGCUCGGUUGCCCAGAAACAUAAAUUGAUCCAUAAUAUAGAGUAACAACUCCUCUAAGUCACUAAAAAGAAUCCUCCCUUUGAGGGAGGGUCUAGGUGGUUGAUAAAAAAUUUCACAACUGAAAUGAAAUAACUCCCCCAUCAAACUUAAAGACUUAUAACGUUUACAGCAAAAAAAGAUCGUUUUUAUGCACAAGCUCCUCGGUAGCAACCAACAGCCAAUUCACAGGUUACGAAUGUCAGAGUCAAUAUUAUCGUCUAAAGGAAAGAGCUAAAAGAAAAAUCGGGCCGAAUUAUGUUUCUUUCUUAUCGUAUAUCGGGCCCCGACGAAUAGUUACCUACUGCUCCAUUUCAGUGACCCAAGUAAGAAGAUGCUGGGUACGUUUUUACCCAUGAACUCACCUGUCAAUACUUUGACCAAUCUGAGACUAGAUUGGUUCUAGAGCGUGAACAAACGCGUGACCAAGCUAAAAGAACAUCUUUUAAACUUUUUUUGGUCGUAAGUUGCACAAACGAAAUCCAAGAUCUUUAUUGGAAUAUUCUCUCACCGAUAGGUUUCAAUAUUUCAUAGCGAUGGAGGCUCCACCACACGUGCAUGCUGAGGCUCCGCUAAAAACUCUUGGGUUUCGUUAAGCGAGGUGUUCUACAAGACAAAGAGUAUUCGCUGAAAUUUUUGAAGUAUUUUUGAAGUAGGUUUAAGCAACUCUAAUUUUGCUUGCAACCUGAUAACUUGAAAUCGGAAUAUCUUAGAAACCUGCCAAAUUGACUUUUUCAGAAAAGCCGAGGAUAAGGUUACCGUUGGCGGAGUUGCGAACUGUGCCAAACCAUUAUAUCUGGUUUCUGCUGGAAGGUACCCCUCUGAUUAACGUGACCCUAGUGAAUACAUCAACUUCUUUGGAGGGCGGUUUCAACAUAAAAGGAUUUCAAGUAAAGCAGACGGCCGGUACCUACAAGUACACUCUACUAGCAGAAAACGAUAAAGGAAAUGACUCAAAAACGGUUGAAGUAAUCGUUGUGGGUAAGGAUUCAACGUUUUAG